Punica granatum (pomegranate) is the source of this 456-nucleotide messenger RNA. The record is from RefSeq and is a predicted model, not a curated record. NCBI's taxonomy places the organism in Eukaryota, Viridiplantae, Streptophyta, Magnoliopsida, Myrtales, Lythraceae.
AUGAGCUUAUCUCUGAGUCUGUGGAGGAGAAAGCAGGUGUGGAUACAAUGGAAUCAGUCCUUAGGGAUCUGGACGAUUGGAGUGAUGAUGAUGAGCAUGAGGAAGAAUCUGUGGAGAAGGUAUCAGAAAUCAAGGCUCGCUACUAUGAGGAGCUGGGCACUAGUGCGACAAAACCAGUAUCAUCUUUGACACAGUCCCCGGUGCUAGAACUUAAACCAUUGCCUAGCCAUUUAAAAUAUGCCUAUCUUGGAAUAGAUGAUACUUUGCCAAUAAUUAUCUCUUCUUCCUUGACAGGUGAUCAGGAGCAACAGCUCCUAAGCGUGCUGAGAGAGCACAAGGAGGCAAUAGGAUGGACUAUUGCAGAUAUCAAAGGGAUCAGCCCUUUGAUUUGCACUCACAGGAUAAUGUUGGAAGCUGAGUGCAAACCCAUAGUGCAACCAUAGAGGCGACUUAACC